AUGCCGUUGCCACGCAAUGCCAAGAUGCUGAGCACCAAGCAGUCCCGAGCAGGCAAGGUGAGCUCUGCUGCAGAGAAUGCCAACGCUGAGAAGGAUGAGAGCUGUCAGGCCAAGAGGUCUCCAUCCUCACCCCAGGGUGGGCCCAAGAAGAGGUCAGCAUUUGGGGACAUCACUAAUGCUCACAAGAACCAGGUGGUGGCAGGGAAGAAGGAGGCUGUGAAAGUGGCACCACACAAGGCACAGAGGGCCCAUGCUGCCCUGGGGGUGGCCAAGAACAAUGAGAUCAACCUGAAAAAGUCAAUGAAGAAAACUCCCCCGACAGAGGCUACUGCAGAGCCCAAGGAGGAUCCUGUGCCAGAGGAGCCGGUGCCUGCUCAGGUACCAGAAGUGGAGGACAUAGACAAGGAGCAGCUGGGUGACCCCUAUGCCAAUGCGGAGUACGCCAAGGAGAUCUUUGAAUACAUGCGGGGAAGAGAGGAGAAAUUCAUGCUCCCUGACUACAUGGAGAAGCAGCCAGACAUCAGCGGGGACAUGCGUGCCAUCCUGGUGGACUGGAUGGUGGAGGUGCAGGAGAACUUUGAGCUGAACCACGAGACGCUGUACCUGGCUGUGAAGCUGGUGGACCACUACCUGGUGGAGGUGGUGAGCAUGAGGGACAAGCUGCAGCUCAUCGGCUCCACCGCCAUCCUCAUUGCCUCCAAAUUUGAGGAGCGUUGCCCACCGUGUGUGGAUGACUUCCUCUACAUCUGUGACGAUGCCUACAAGCGGGAAGAGCUCAUUGCUAUGGAGAUGAGCAUCCUCAGCACCCUCAAGUUCGACAUCAACAUCCCCAUCCCCUACCGGUUCCUGCGACGCUUUGCCAAGUGUGCCCAUGCCACCAUGGAGACACUGACGCUGGCCCGCUUCCUCUGCGAGAUGACCCUGCAGGAGUACGACUAUGCCCAGGAGAGCCCCUCCAAGCUGGCUGCCAGCUGCCUGCUGCUGGCACUCACCAUGAAGGACCUUGGUGGCUGGACCCCCACCCUGGAGUACUACAGCGGGUACCGCUCCCAGGACCUGCAUCCCCUGGUGAAGAGGCUGAAUUUCCUGCUCACAUACCAGCCCCAUGACAAGCUGAAGGCUGUGCGCACCAAGUACUCACACAGGGUCUUCUUUGAGGUUGCCAAAGUCACCCCCAUGGACAUGCUCAAGCUGGAGGAGAUACUGAAGAGCUGCUAGCCUUUAUC
Aptenodytes forsteri (emperor penguin) is the source of this 1226-nucleotide messenger RNA. RefSeq names its product cyclin B3 (gene CCNB3). The transcript is spliced from 11 exons. Gene Ontology annotation, biological process: mitotic cell cycle phase transition; regulation of cyclin-dependent protein serine/threonine kinase activity. Bases 1 to 1218 code for a protein of 405 amino acids. NCBI's taxonomy places the organism in Eukaryota, Metazoa, Chordata, Aves, Sphenisciformes, Spheniscidae. The record is from RefSeq and is a predicted model, not a curated record. Gene Ontology annotation, cellular component: centrosome; cytoplasm; cyclin-dependent protein kinase holoenzyme complex. Gene Ontology annotation, molecular function: cyclin-dependent protein serine/threonine kinase regulator activity.